Molecule: messenger RNA, 2308 nt
Organism: Myripristis murdjan (pinecone soldierfish)
Lineage: Eukaryota; Metazoa; Chordata; Actinopteri; Holocentriformes; Holocentridae
Gene: mmp19
Product: matrix metallopeptidase 19
Exons: 9
Coding region: 153-1571 (472 amino acids)
Biological process (GO): proteolysis; extracellular matrix organization; collagen catabolic process
Cellular component (GO): extracellular matrix
Molecular function (GO): metalloendopeptidase activity; zinc ion binding
Source: RefSeq, a predicted model, not a curated record
GGCCGCAGGGCUGACUCACCCGCCGCUUCAACUUAUAAAGCGCAGGAGCGCACGAAAAGUCGGACAGAGUCGGCUGCUGCCCCCGGCGAAGACGGUGUGUUGGAGGUUUUUCUCGAGAUCUGCCACAGAAAGUUUGUGUAAAAAGCCUGGAGAUGAAGUGCGUCGGGCCGCUGGCGCUGCUGAUGGCGCUCUCUCUCUGCGCCUUUUCCGCAGUGUUGGAGAGGACGGGGCUAGAGGAAGCUCAGGCCUAUUUAAAGAAGUAUGGCUACCUGAGUGGCCCAGCUGACCCUCAGGAUCCGUCUUACCAAGAGGAGAUCAUGGAAGCCCUCAGGGUGUUCCAGAGGGUGAAUGAUCUGCCCGUCACUGGAGAAAUAGAUGAGGCCACACUGACGAUGAUGAGGCAGCCCCGCUGUGGCCUGGAGGACCCCUUCAACAAGAAACAUAACAAAUACAGACUACUUGGUAAAUGGAAAAAGAGGAACCUGACCUACCGCAUCUACAACUACACACCAGACCUGAAAAAGACAACAACCAAGAAUGCCAUCCGGUCUGCCUUCAAGUACUGGAGCGACGUGACGCCCCUGACAUUUCGGGAGGUUGACUAUGGAAGAGCAGACAUAAGUAUCGCCUUCCAUAAGAGAGAUGCGUCCUGUGCUGUCCCAUUUGAUGGACUUGGUCAUGUACUAGCCCAUGCUGAGUCACCAGAGUCUGGUAUUGUCCACUUUGACGAGGAUGAGCUCUGGACCGAGGGAGAAUACCGUGGCACUAAUCUGCGUAUUGUAGCCGCCCAUGAAAUUGGCCAUGCGCUGGGCUUAGGUCACUCCCAGUACCGCAGCGCUCUGAUGGCGCCGCACUACUCCGGUUACCGUGCCAACUUCAGGCUGCAUACAGACGACGUGCGGGGCAUCCAGGCAUUGUAUGGUAAACGUGACACCAGCAUUUCAGGGAAUCCAUCAACCUCUAGCAGUCCCAUUUCCCCCGAAAGCAGCCCUGGUACUGACAGCAUCCCAGACCCCUGCACUGCCAGACUUGAUGCUAUUAUGUUGGGACCAUGGCGGACAACCUUUGCUUUCAGUGGUGAUUACGUCUGGACCAUCUCAGAUCUGGGACACAACACCCCAAUAAGGAUUGACAGGCUGUGGAAGUCUCUUCCUGGGAACCUCAGUGCAGCUGUGCACUCACCAAGAACCGACAAGACAUACUUUUUGAAAGACAAUAAAGUGUGGAGGUACACCGGUCUCAAACUGGACUAUGGGUACCCCAAGGAAGUGACACGGAUUCCCCCUAAUGUUGAUGCAGCCUUGUACCUGGAAAAGAACAAGAAGUUGGUCUUUAUCAAGGGCUCUGAGCACUGGCAGUUCGAUGAGCUGAGGCACAACAUCGCAGGUGUGUACCCCAAACCGCUCUCGAUGCUGUUCAGCGGCGUGCCCUCGAGCCCCGACGCAGCCCUCACCUGGUCCAACGGCCGGGUGUACUUCUUUAAAGGAGACGACUACUGGCGUGUGAAUGCGAUGCUGAGUGUGGACAGGGGCUACCCACUGAGCAAGAAGGAGCGCUGGAUGCAGUGCUAGGGUGAAACAUUAGGGGGCAGCAGAUACCAUGUGGUGCGAGGCAAGGUGCUGGUUUGACACCAAGCUCAUUAGCAGCCACUCAGCCUCAACGGGCUCUCUGUGUGGGAGAUCUGGGAAAGGAGUGCAGUUUAGACCUCCCCGAGGCUCAAAAUAUAACAACAAAGAAAUGCAUUAUUGUCUGUAAUGUAAAUGUAAUCUUAGAAGUGCCAUCUGUGAUUCAAUGAAUGGGCAUUAUCACCUACAGCAACAAAUGUGCGGUUAGGAUUUGACUUUCACUGGAUCUUAUGACUACCAAGCUUCUCCUUUACCCUCCAAGCAGGCUAAUUUUACGAGGAAUAGAUUUCGUGCGUGUUUGGUUUAUUUUGUGCUAGAAUUAUGCCAAGUAUGUUAUUCAUAAUCUCAGGGAGAUAUCAAGAGGCCUUCUCUGUCUCUAACAGAUGUGCUGCGUUGUUUGUCUUCCUCCUCUCAUAAGAUGAGAUGAAGCUGGUUGUGGUCGAUGUUCUGUUCUAACUUUAGAGUUUUCUGUAACCAGUCACAUAAUAUCCUUGGUGUUUUCUCAUUCCUUGUGAUUUUGUGUUGCACGCUGUUACUACAAAUCAUACUUUUUAUUAUCUCAUGAGUCACACGGGUCUGUGAGAAAUUAAAAGACAAACAACCUUGACUUGAUUUGUGUGCAUCUGAAGCCAUUUCCAUCCUGGAUUUGAGCUAUUAAAUAACCCAGACAUUACGUCUACAGU